CCAGUGUUCUCCAGGCGAGCACACAGUCUGCUUCAACUUCACACCAAGAGAAAAGCAUCAUAUCAGGUUUCUACAAGAGCUGCGGUCCCACGCCCCUACAGAAUUACUGGAGCUCAGAGCAGCAGCGUGAGAGUCCUUUUUAUCGGGCCGAGUGAGGUGAGUUGACUGACAAAACAGCUGCUCACUCUGCUGUUUUUUUUUUUUCUUCUACAUAUUGUGUUUUCCCAUAUCUGUACCUUCCUUAUCUGCUCUCUUUUGACUUUUCACUCACGCCUUUACUCAGCCAAAAGUGCCUGGUGCGGGGGGGAGGAACCGCACUGACAGUUUGUUUCUAACGAUACAGUACAUUUGCUGGACGCUGUCUGUGUAGGUUGAAGAGUGGCAUCAGGAAAAAGAAAAAACAACGACAAGUAGACUCCUUUUCUCUGAUUUCAAACAGCUUGCUUUGACCAUGAGAGGAAGUGUGGAUGUGCAGUUACCGUUGGGCCUGAGUCUCUUAAAGUUAUUUGCUCAGCAGAGCCUCGCCUGUAAACACAAGAAGUUGAUGAUUGUUUAAAUAUUGUGCCGGAGUUUCGUGGAGGCAGAAGACACGUUCUCCCCUUCCUGUCAUCUUUCUUUGGAACCGCUCGGUGGGUUUUGGAUAAACAGAAGUGAUGCAGCUGCAACAAAGGCCGAGCUCGUGGCAUGAGGUGAUCGACCUCUGCCUGCUCCAGCCCCGUCUUUCCCCUCCUGUAGCCAUGGGACUGUGUGAGAGCGUGAGGGGUCGUAGGUCGCCGGGCGGCGCUGGUGCGCUCCGGGCCGCCGCGGCGUUGUUGGUGCUGCUGCGGCUCGGCCUCGGCCUGGCCCAGUCCGUCCCUCCGCAGGAUGUCUGCUCCUCGGCCGCGGCCCACCAGGACCUCACCCAGCCGGAGUACCAGAAGACGGCCGAGGUGGACGCCAGUGUGGGCUUCAUGGCACCUCUGGUCCAUUCCUUCCUCCUCACGGUGCAGCCUAACCCAUUUCCUAAAGAUCUGAUCCUGAAAAUAGCCAAGGAUGUAGAAGCACAGUUAAAUCAACUUUUCAUCAAGGAAGUCCUCGUGUACGAAGUGGGGUUCCUGGUGUGUGCCGUCAUUGGCUUGCUGUACAUCGUCCUGAUGCCCAUAGCUGGUUUCUUCUUGGCGUGCUGUCGCUGCUGUGGCAACUGUGGUGGGAAGAUGUACCAGAAACAGACGCCGUCCAUUCACUGUCACAGAAUAACUCUCUACUGGGCUGCGUUUGUCACCACAGUCAUCAUCCUGGCUGGGAACAUAUGCAUGUUCAAAAGUAACGAAGCCAUCAAAGUAAGUGUCGACCAGAGUCAAGAGGAACUCAACAAAACUAUAGAGAACAUCCAGUCCUUCCUCUAUAGCGUGCCUCAGCAAGUCCACUACGUGGUGAAUGAGAGCCACGGAACCGUGCUGAACGUGACCAGAAACCUAGAUGCCAUUGGACCUAAGUUGGGAAAAGAGAUUCAGGACCGCUUCAGAGGAACUAUGGACCCGGCGCUGGACUCGGUUAGAAUGCUGUAUCAAGAGACUGUAAACAUCAGUCUUGAACUGAACCACCUAAACUCAUCUUUGGUCCAGCUGCAGUCCAGUGUGAACCGCCUCCAGGCCAACCUCACUGCUGUUAAACAUCAAAUCAAUAACACUUUCUCAGACCCAAACUGCUUUCAAUGUAACAUGCUGCAGCCUGAGCUACAAAAGCUAACACUGGACACCACCAUCACUGUUCCCAGUUUGAACGACUUCCAGGCGGCAGUGGAUGAACUCAAUAAAACGGAUCUCAAAUCCAAAAUCAACGAGGUGAAGGACUUUUUUGCCAGCAUCCCACUUAGGGUGACCAAUGACACCAAGGAUAUAGUUAAAAGCACUAAGCAGGUUUUGGCUAACAUAGAAAAACAGAUCUCUCAGUUUACAAAGAACAUCCCUUUAUCGGCAUUUACCAAUGUGUCGGAGACGCUGGUCCAGCUGCAGAAAGACAUCGGCAGAACCGCACCAGAGUUCAAGAGAUUUGAGGGUAUUAGGUGGGGAGUUUGUGUGGUCGUGUGCUGUGUGGUCCUCCUGGUGGUGGUGUGUAACUUCCUGGGCCUGGUCCUGGGCCCUCUGGGUCUCACACUCAAAGCAAACCCCUCGAAGCGCUCCGUAACGUCGGAUUGUGGAGGAACCUUCCUCAUGAUCGGUGCAGGUUUCAGCUUCCUCUUCUCGUGGCUCUUCAUGAUUGCUGUGCUGCUGCUGUUCCUGGUGGGCGGGAACUUUUUCACUCUACUCUGUCAGCCCUGGGGCGACAAACAACUGCUAAAGUUCAUCGAUACUCCAGGUUUCAUUCCAGGUUUGGAUAUCGGCCCAACUUUGGGAUUAAAAAGCAAUAUCACUAUCUCUGGUAUCUUCAGAGCCUGUAAGAAGAACCAGCCUCUGUGGACAACGCUCCACCUGUAUGAGCUCAUCGACCUCCAAGACCUGCUCAAUGUCACUAAAUACACAGAGGAGAUUCAGCAGCACUUUGAGAAUACAGACAUCAGUCUGUCCACCAUCACUCUCCUGAGCCCUGAAGUGACAAACCAGCUCAGAAGCUUCUCCAACAAGGCUACGAAUAUUGACGCCUCUGCUUUCACGCAGCAGAUGAAUAAAAUUUCCUUAAUCAAUCUGAAUAAAACGGCAGAGCAACUUGAUCAGCUUGCUGGAUUUCAAAACAACACUAGUAGUCGAGAUCAGCUCCAAAAGGAGGCCAGGGACCUGAGGCAGAUCCAGACCGACAUAGAAACAAUCAUCAUCCCACAACUGGAAAACCUGAACUCAAGCAUCAAGAGCCUCGGAUCCACAGCAGGAAAAAUCAAUGGGACGAUAGAGGAGGUGCUGAGCAACGUUGGAGCAGCACAAGACUUCCUCAACACAAAUACGACACAGAUCGUUAAGACCGAGAGCAGAACCUUUUUGGACUGUCAGCUGGGUUACUUCAGUAGCUAUUCUGACUGGGCCAAUGUUACGAUCACACAGCAGGUGGGCCGCUGUGGGCCGGUGGCGGGAGCCGUGGAAUCCAUUGAGAUCAUGAUUUGCUCAUACAUAGUGGAAUCUCUGAAUGCGUUCUGGUUCAGUCUGGGCUGGUGUAUGAUCUUCUUCAUCCCCAGCAUCAUCUUUUCUAUCAAACUGUCCAAGUACUACAGGAGAAUGAAGUAUUCUGAUGAAUAUGAUGACCAGUUAAUUAUGAGCCGGAUCCCUCGGGCGCAGAUGAAAUUCACCUGAGAGGACAGGAUACGAAAUCAGAGACACUCAUUUUCACCAUAAGCAAAGCGACUGCCGUACACACAAAUCAAUCAUCACGCACUGCAUCUCUGAAUUGACCUCAGGGGGACAUGUCACAGAGGACAUUAGGGCUCGGCGCACAGAAUACAGCAGUGCGUCAACUGUGCCAACAAACUCUUUAGCGUGGCGUUUAGCCUCUUUCUGUCCGCUGCUGAUCACACUGGGACACUUUUUAAUCAAUUUUUAAUCAUAUUUGGCCUAAUAUUGGAAGUUCAGGUCCACAUUUUUGAAUGAAACAAAUUGUGUGACUGCGUUAAUGCCAUUUGACUGAUGCUAUUGAUGAUUCCAUAAUGAGAAUUUCUGUGCUGUGUCCUUAGUUUUAGAUUGUGUUUCAUAAUUAUGCUACAUUGCACUUUACAUGAUUCAAUCUGUGCAAUGUGACCCACAUAUUCUAUUCUAAUUAUACAAUAUAUUGUGAAAACUACUGUAAGUAAACUGCCACUGGUCUACAAACAUGUCUGUUGUGCAUUUUUCUACCAUUUAACUGUAACAUAUUAGUUGGAAUCUAAGACAUUCCGUCUAUUUUCCUUACACAAAAGUGAUUUUUAUGGGGCACUUUUGUAUUCCAGCGAAACAUAAAUCACAGUACUGCCACGGGUGUAAAUAUACUCUUGCCCAGGAGCACCAUUAGUUUUUUGUGUAGUUAUCCUUCCAUUGAUGCAUUCAUUGUUGGAGCAUGUUCAGGUAUUCGGAGACUAGCAGAAGACUAAAGAACGGGGACAGCCAGCCCGCAUCUGUCCAGCGUCAUUGUUGUUUACUGAAGGCAUCUAUAAUUAGAAGUGAAUCAAUCCCCUUACAGCGCCAGCGGGACUCUCAGCCUUGUAUUGGGAGAUCAAGAAAAACUAAACUAAUAGAGAGAAAGGUACAGUAUGACAAAAAGUGAAAGCAAAAUAACAUAAGAGCGAGAGGAAAAUGGAGGGAUUUGGUGCCAGGCGUCAGGUCAUGACUCCGCCUUACUUUGGGCCCUCUGAGAUGCCCCUUAUUACCCUGUGCCUCCUGCAUUGGACACAAGUCACUAGCCUCUACUUUGCACCUCUGCACGUAUUACAUCUCUGUGGCCACAUCCUUUCACAUUUCCAUGUGGAACCUGGCUGUUUGCUGUGAGAGCCGCACACAUGCACUGUAGCUGAGCACAGUUUAGUUUAUUAAGAGAAGCUUAAUGGGUAACGACGACACAUUCCUCGCUCAGGCCCAGACCCUGAAAACGUCUGAGUGCAUUUACACACUCAAACCCUUCUCUCUCUCAUACACUCACACACACCGACUCUAAGUGGAUUUGGCCAUGGCAGGGACAUGGUGAAACUCCGAAAUGGGGGCAGUGGAUCAUGUGACUGAACGGUCGGGUGUAAAAUGGCUAAGCUUGUGCCUCAGUAGACUGCGUUUCUACUUUGACAUAAUUAGCUGUAAAUAAAUAAAUAAAAAGAAU
Messenger RNA from Pungitius pungitius (ninespine stickleback), 4746 nucleotides. It is a transcript of the gene prom2, whose product is annotated as prominin 2. Lineage: Eukaryota; Metazoa; Chordata; Actinopteri; Perciformes; Gasterosteidae. The transcript is spliced from 24 exons. Gene Ontology annotation, cellular component: plasma membrane; prominosome; cell surface. The record is from RefSeq and is a predicted model, not a curated record. Gene Ontology annotation, molecular function: cholesterol binding. The coding region runs from base 654 to 3260 and encodes 868 amino acids.